Molecule: messenger RNA, 399 nt
Organism: Geodia barretti
Lineage: Eukaryota; Metazoa; Porifera; Demospongiae; Tetractinellida; Geodiidae
Source: the annotation of a GenBank genome assembly
AUGGAGAUGUGGGAUAUUGCCGCUAUCAGUGAAGAGAAUUGCCUGCUUUUUAUGUGGAGUUCAUCUCCGCACCUGGAUCAAGCGAUUCGGCUUGGCAAGGCUUGGGGGUUUCAGUGGGCAACAGUCGCCUUUAUUUGGGAUAAGCAACGCGUAAACCCCGGUUUCUAUACGAUGAGCCAAUGUGAGUUGUGCCUCGUUUUCAAACGCGGUAAAAUUCCACAACCACGCGGUGCGCGAAACGUUAGGCAACUCGUUCAAACGAAACGGUCACGCCACUCUGAAAAACCGGAUAUGGUGCGUGAGCGGAUUGAGGAAAUGUUUCCGCAUCAGUGUAAGAUUGAACUGUUUGCACGCAAGCAGAUACAAGGCUGGGACGCAUGGGGGCUUGAGGUUCAUUAG